Cuscuta campestris is the source of this 1345-nucleotide messenger RNA. NCBI's taxonomy places the organism in Eukaryota, Viridiplantae, Streptophyta, Magnoliopsida, Solanales, Convolvulaceae. The record is from the annotation of a GenBank genome assembly.
AGACAUAAUGUUGACGUCAAAUUAUACUUUUAUCCUUUAAAUUAACACUAACACGACAUAAGUUCAAAAAAAGGACUAUUUGUGGAAAGGUACCCUUAAAAAAGGACUACGGGAGUAAUAUUUAAUAAUAGAGGAUUAAAUAUAAAAACCAUCUGUUAUAAAGGAACAAUUAUAGAAUUUAUUCAAUAUUUUAAAAAUAGGGAGUAACUUAGCUUCAUAAAUUAUGAGAAUUAAAAAGAUAAUACUCCGUAGUUCUCAUAUGCAGCGGAUGGCAGCUCCUGGUUUCUUCAGAACUACUCUCUUCCCGUCCUUCUCCUUCACUGCCGCCAUUUCAAUCUCUCCCACUCAACCCAGCUCCUUUCUCCUCAAAGCAUCAAAUAUGGAAGGGAGUGAGAUUAAAGCGGAAGAGGAGGCCGGAAGCAGCCAUAGGAAGAGAGUAUUUGUUGCAGGUGCCGGCGGGAACACCGGGAGGAGGAUAGUCGAACAGCUUCUGACAAAGGGGUUUUCUGUCAAGGCCGGAGUCCGGGAUGUGGAGAAGGCGAAAACAGGCUUGCCUUUAGGAAACCCUAAUCUUCAAUUUGUAAAAGCUGAUGUAACAGAGGGAUGUAAUAAAUUAGCAGAUGCCAUAGGUGAAGAUACAGAUGCAGUGAUAUGCGCAACGGGGUUUCGGCCUUCAUGGGAUUUAUUUUCUCCAUGGAAGGUGGAUAACUUUGGAACAGUAAACCUUGUGGAUGCAUGCAGAAAAUGCGGAGUGAAUCGGUUCAUCCUUAUCAGUUCAAUCCUAGUAAAUGGAGCGGCAAUGGGGCAGUUGCUCAACCCAUCAUAUGUCAUUCUCAAUGUGUUUGGCCUGGUAUUGAUUGCAAAGCUACAGGCAGAGAAAUAUAUAAGGAGAUCUGGGAUCAACUACACCAUUAUAAGGCCCAGCGGCUUAAAAAAUGAUCCUCCUAAGGGAAACAUAGUCAUGGAACCUGAGGAUACACUCUUUGGUGGUUCUAUAUCAAGAGAUCAUGUUGCUGAAGUUGCAGUUGAGGCAUUGCUCCACCCAGAAUCUCACUACAAAGUGGUCGAGAUCGUUUCUAGCACCGAAGCCCCGAAGCGCUCUUUCCCAGAGCUUUUUGGUUCUAUAAAACAGCGGUAGCUUCGGCUACCCGUGUAAAGAAUGUGUAAAAAUGUAAUCUUGGAAAAACCCUUCUUUCUCAAUAAACUAAGGUUAUGCUAUUAGCCUUUGGAUGAUGUUGUUAAGUAAGCCUUCAAUGUUGUUAUACAUAGGUUUUCUGUAAUUGAUGUUCGUUUUGGGGGUCUUACAAUUUGGCCUAGUUGAAUAUAAUCAAAUUUCAAUCUUCAU